AAUUCUCUCCAAAUAAUCUCUCUUAUCUCAUCGAAUUUUUCUUCUUCGGCGCUGCAAGAAUUAAAGUUACGUAACAACUUUAUCAGAAUGAGCAAAUUUCGGAAUUUUUGUACGCGAGACGAAUUAAAGUUACAUAACAGUAACUUCAUUAGCAGAGUAUUUAAAUAUAUUUACAGAAUGAAUUAAACUUUGGAAUUUUUCCACGCGAGACGAAUUAAGAAUGAAUUAAACUUUUGCACGCGAGACGAAUUAAAAAUUACAUAACAACUUCAUCAGGAUGAGUAAAUUUUUGAAUUUUUGCACGCGUGCGAGACGACGCUUCUCUACGUCGACGUGGGAUAUCCCCACCAGAGCGGGGCAUCGGCGAGUACCACCGGCGACUGCGACUUCCAGCUGACCAUCAGUCGUCAUCAGUUUCGAAUCGCGCGACGAGACGCUCCUCGUCGAGUUGGGUACUUGAUUUUUCUCCUGUCUCGCAAUAUGUUCGGACGAUGCGUGUUCGUCUUCUGGCUGCUGAUUGUCCUGUCGUCACCCGGGAUCCACUGUCGUGGUGAUGGGAAGAACGUCACCGACGUCGCGGAGCGGACGGAGAACGCCCUGGCGAAGCUGGUGAAAAUGUUCUCUAAACCGGGCGCGUUCAAGCAAAUCGACGCGAUACUAGGCGAGAAUACAAUCGAGGCGUCGUACACGAGUUGUCCUAUGGGUGACGAAGGCCUGGAGUGUCGUAGGGCCGAGGCUCGUCGAUCGGUCGAUUGUCCCAGAGGAGAUUGCUUCUGUUACGAUUGCGCUGCCGCCGGUCCUGAUUUAUGGGCCUCCUGCUGUCGCGAAAGUUUGAGAUGCUGCUCUCAUCUCGCUGCAGCCUGCAGGACGUGCGAUCAUCCGACGCUUUAUCCUUUUUGCGCGAAGCACUUCAAGAAAUGCCUGACUCAGUACAACGAGAAGAGGCAGAAUUAGCGAUGUCAUCUCGUGUCAAGAUUCCCUGGCGAUGUCUCAACUGUGAUAGUUGUUGGGUUUACCGGUUUUUGACCAUUACACCGAUGAUCUUACAAUACAAAAACACCCCUUCUCGCGGUCAGCAAAUUUGUCAAAGUUCGAUCGUAAUGAACCCAAUAUUAAAGGACGUUUAUUAGCUCGUUGGUAUCGCGCAACCAGUUUUUUAACGUCGUACUUCUAAAUCUAGCAUUUAUCUUCAAAGUCGUUAGAUUAGUUCCAUCUCUUUGAGCGCGAUUUUGUGUGCAAAAUCGGGGGGUUUCGAUCUCCGCAAAUCGAUUUUUUAUCUGAAAUCGCAUAUUAAAAUGAUAAAAUUACAGACAGACAUAUGUAUAUUGUAUUACUCGUGGAAUGAUAUUACUUACAUAAUGAUACACGCAGUAAAAUUCUUACUUAGAAAAGUAUAUAAACUAUUUCAGUUCUCUAAAAAUAUUAUACAUGAACCAAUGUGCUUGUUACAAAAUUGAGUUUGUAAAAUGCCGUUUAUAUUAUUUCAAAGUGCAAAUUAUUCCAUCCCGCAAGAUGCAUCUUAAAAUCAAAAUAAUCGAUGAAAUAUUAUCUCUUAUGGAUAUUUACAAAAAUACUUGUUUCGGUAUAUAAUUUUUUUUCUUUUUUGUAAAUAUCCACACCGAGAUGUAUAGAGAUCCAUAGGGUAAACUUAUUAUACGCAUCUGUAUAUUUAUAAAUUUAUGUGUAAAUACACGAGCGCGCGCGUGCGUAUAUCAGCAGCAUUUUACCUUUUUGAUUUUCUUGGCAAGACAUAAAAAUAAUUCAAGAAUAAUCAUAACGAAACACACAGAAUCCUGGACUCUUCGAUAAACAUUAAUUGCCAAUACUAUUAACAAAAAUUUCGCAAAUAUAUUAAUCCAGAUAGCAAACGUACGUCAUUUUAAUGUUGAAUGACAUUAUGUCAGUUUGCUACUUGGCAGAAAGAAAAAGAAAGAUAAAUAAACCGAAAAUACUAUAAAAAGAUAAAUAUAGACAUCACCCUUUAAUACAAUCAUUGGUAAGCUUUAUUCGUAUAGUUUCCAGAGAGAGAGUAUUCGGUAAUCCGUUAUUUAUCCACUAAUUCUAUAAAUCGUGAGGACACAGCUUCUCGUUUGGACAGACGUUCCAAGAUCUCGGUGUACAAAUUUCGCAACAAUUUUUCUUUGACAAAAUAAAAAAAGGUGUGCGUAUAUAUUAACACGCAGUCUUUGACAUUUCGAUCUAAUGUCAGUAGUAAACGUAAAAUGUUCCCGUGUCCCCGUAAAAACGUGCAGCCAAAGACUUUACUCCUCUAUUUUGUAUUUUCAUCUUGCAAAACACUUCAAAGAAUUCUGCUAAGUAUUUGCAGUCCCUCGUUUCCGUCGUGUAGCGAAAGGUUUUUAUUUUUUUAUUUUUUUUGUAGGAUAUAAAAUUCUCUCGCACUCUUGAAAAGUGUUUUAAUUGCUAACAGCACCACACAGAGGUCAAAGAUAAGACUAGAAAAAAAGAAUAGAAGGAAACGAUAUUUUUUUUUUUUACAUUAAUGAAACGAGACGCGAUCUCCGAUUACCGAAUAAGAUGAUGAUUUGAUGACGAUAUGAUUUUCUGUUUUCCAUCGAAACAGCGUAAUUUCAAGAGUCACACAUCAGGCACAUCUUCGCGUCGUUAGAGAGAAUUUUAUAGAAAGCUUACGAUUUCCGUUUAAUAUAAAUAUAUCGGGGAACAGAUUCAAAUUCAAGUUUUCCGCACAAUAUAUAUAUAUCUCUAUCGAGUUUUUCGUAUUUCAUUUCCUUAAGAUAUAUCGCAAGCAAACCGCGGAAUUGAAGAGCUUAUUUUCAAACCGUCUUAAGAAAGAACCUUACAGAAAAUUUCACAAAACUUAACAUUAAGUUCUCUUAAUUUAAAAAUGGAUAUUUUCUCAAAAUAGUCAUUUUUACAACAUUCGUAAAUUUUAAAUAUCAAAUUACGAUUUGACAAUGAUUUUUGCGCCAAAUUUGUAACGCUCAUAUAUUAAUUAUAUUUCAAAUUUUAAAACGCACAACUAUAUAUGUAUAUUAUAUGUUUAAUAAAUAGGAGAAAUAAAAGCAAUAUAUUUGAGCAGAAUGUAUUUGCGAAUAAUGAAUACCGAUUUCACAUGUGUACUUGUAAAUGUAUAUUUUACAUAUGUACGGUAACAUUUGUAAAGACAUACUUUCACAAAAAUGCAUAUAACAUAUAUAUAUAAAUAUAUGUAUAUUUUAUAUUUUUAUACAUUCGCCAUAUUUAAUUGUCGUUAUUUAUUAUUCGCGAGAAUACACAUCUUGUCCAAUAUUGGUCAAGUUAAAAACAUGUUAAAAUCUGGCCGGAUUUUGUUGGAUUGCAAGUCAUUAAAAAAAAAAAAAAAAAAAAAAAA
This is a messenger RNA of Nylanderia fulva, 3349 nucleotides long. RefSeq lists its product as uncharacterized. The record is from RefSeq and is a predicted model, not a curated record. Lineage: Eukaryota; Metazoa; Arthropoda; Insecta; Hymenoptera; Formicidae.